Cercopithifilaria johnstoni is the source of this 167-nucleotide messenger RNA. Lineage: Eukaryota; Metazoa; Nematoda; Chromadorea; Rhabditida; Onchocercidae. The record is from the annotation of a GenBank genome assembly.
AAGUGGGUUCAGUAUUGCCACCACCACCACCAGGGCUUGUUGCUGCUGCUGCAGCGCAGCAAAGUGGACGUGCUUGGCCUCAGCCAACAAUGAUACCGCAGAGUGCACCUUCAAUGGUAAGCGGUGCUGUUCAAUUUGUCAUUAAUACAGUAUGCUGUCACAUUUAA